ACGCAGUUAAGGUUAAAAUGUUCUUUCAGUUACAACUGCUCACUUCGCAUCUUUCCUGCGGCCGAGAGCACAUAAUAUUUAUAGCUCCAUGAUACAACGCACACUGACGGUGCGAUAUCCCGCCAAAGAUAGAAUUAUUGGUCUACACAACCGAUACAAGGUGUGAAAAAUAUGACAGACUCUGGCUCCGUAGAGGUAAAACAACCUCCCGCCAGCAACAACGGCCAGCAAUGGAUGGCCAUGCCCCAACUCAAUGGUGGUGCAUCAGGGGUGCCACCGGGCCUGGAGUAUCUAGCUCAGAUAGAUCAACUCGUCAUACAUCAACAGAUUGAACUCUUUGAGGCAUUGAGUGGUAUCGAGUGCAAGAACCGCUACGUCAUAAAGAAUACACUGGGCCAGCAGGUGUAUUACGCCUAUGAAGAGUCGAGUUUCUGCCACCGCUGUUGGUGCGGCGCAGGUCGAGGGUUUGUCAUGCAUAUUGUGGACAACCAGUACCAGGAAGUUAUGCGAUUGGUUCGUCCGUUCAAGUGUUGUGCUGGUUGUUGUUGGUGUGCAGACGCAGCUUGCUGCUCCUACGAGAUCAAUAUCGAGUCACCACCGGGACAAGUCAUUGGAAGCGUCCGGCAAAUAGGAAGUAAGUGGAAACCUAUGUAUGAAAUCCUGGAUGAUAGCAGAGCUACGGUGCUUAGGAUUGGCGGACCAUGCUGCCCUUGUCAGACAAUCUGCUGCACUGCUGAUGUGGACUUUAAGAUAAAGGGAAGUGAUGGAGUAACUGAUGUAGGCAAGGUGUCCAAGCAAUGGGGUGGAUUCUUCCGCGAGGUUAUCACUCAGGCAGAUAAUUUCAGUUGCACAUUUCCAAUGGACAUGGAUGUUCGAAUGAAAGCAACUCUUUUGGGUGCUUCGUUUCUUAUCGACUACAUGUAUUUCGAGAAGGAAAACAACAACUAACCGAAGACUUCCAUGACAUCAGCCGCCCAUGGACGAAAACUUCACAAAAGAGAACAGAAGAAGUAGGCGUAGCUAUACGGUUUAACAUAGGCCCUUAACAGUCUUACAAAAUGUUCUUAAGAUCAUUGUCAUCUCACACACAACACUUGGGAAAUCGUUUCUCAUCUCUGGACCGAAGUUGAUUGUGUCUAACGAUCAUAUUGAUUUCCCAAUAAUUUUGGCAUGCACUUUUGUCAGGUUAACGUUGCACAUAUUGGUGUUACGCAUCAUUCACGUGUUUGUGUGUUAUAAUAUCUGAUUUCAUUGAGUUGGCAUUUCCCUUAAUUAACUUGGUUCAAUUUCGAUUAAUAUUUUUAGAGAUUUAUUCGAUUUUCAGAUCAAAAAUUUGAAAUUAUAUAUGCACAAUUCAAAAAUAAGAAUUUCAUUUUGAAAAGACUAUACAGUUGUUGCUUUUGUGUUACCUGUAAGAGUACUUACUUAUAAAAAAAAAACAAGGUGAUAUAUGUCCGAAUUCGAAGGUACGGCAGCCAUCACUUCUUAUACAGUCAAAUUUAGUUCAAAAGUCAUGAUUCCGUAUACCGUGAUUGUACAAGUAUGUUUUCCGUUUUUCAUAAAUACAUUUGGACUUUUGGAAGGCAAACCAAAUUACCGAUGAUCCAUCCCUGUGCACUGAUUAUAAAGAGAAGUGUAGCCUUGCUAUAUAACACAUAAUCAUUUCCGUUGAUGUAGUACCGGUAGGACAGGUUUUAGUUUUAAAUUUAAGGGGGGGGGGGCUAUAAUUAAAGAAUGCAUUGUACUCAAAAGUGGGCUAAUGCGGUUCUUUUUUCGUCUAUCACUUUAAUUGUCGGGUUAUUUUUAAAUUCUUUUUUUUCUUUUGCAUUCAUUUUAUUAGCUGUUGGCCCAAUAUGUAUUCCAAAUAGAAACAGACCCCUCCGACCGAGUAGACACCUUGCAACUUACUGUGAUUAUGAAUAAAGGUCAGAUAACUGGUAA
This is a messenger RNA of Patiria miniata (bat star), 1941 nucleotides long. Its product is annotated as phospholipid scramblase 1-like. NCBI's taxonomy places the organism in Eukaryota, Metazoa, Echinodermata, Asteroidea, Valvatida, Asterinidae. The coding region runs from base 172 to 948 and encodes 258 amino acids. Gene Ontology annotation, molecular function: phospholipid scramblase activity. Gene Ontology annotation, biological process: plasma membrane phospholipid scrambling. Gene Ontology annotation, cellular component: plasma membrane. The record is from RefSeq and is a predicted model, not a curated record. The transcript has 8 exons.